This is a messenger RNA of Bacillus rossius redtenbacheri, 2454 nucleotides long. Its product is annotated as puratrophin-1-like. The coding region runs from base 16 to 2340 and encodes 774 amino acids. NCBI's taxonomy places the organism in Eukaryota, Metazoa, Arthropoda, Insecta, Phasmatodea, Bacillidae. Gene Ontology annotation, molecular function: guanyl-nucleotide exchange factor activity. The transcript has 13 exons. The record is from RefSeq and is a predicted model, not a curated record.
GUGAGUGCCGGGGGGAUGUUGCAGCGGCACCCGGAGAAGGCCGGCGACGCGGGCGAGGAGGCGGGCGCGCAGAGCGCGGGCGGCUCGCGCUGCUCCACGCCGGGCGCGGGCUUCACGGGCCUGCGCGAGCUGGCGCGCUCCCUCAAGCAGCACCUGCUGGGGCUGGGCGAGCGCCUGGAGGACACCCGCGGACAGCUCGAGGACUCGUCCCGCUGCUUCCACCUCGUGGACAAGGCAUACGAGUGGGCUGUGGAAACUAUGAAGUUUUUAUCGAGAGCAAGGAUGAAAGACGUGUGUCUUGCAGAGUCCUCCAGACAGCUGAAGCAAUAUCUUUUGGAACACCCACCAAUCACAGAUGAGCAUCUAGCUGAAAUGUGGCAACUAGCAUACCGACUAGAUGAUGAAAAGUUACUCGACCAAGCUAAGACGGCCCACUCGCGGUGCCAGGACGCCAUGGGGAUGAUACACGCGCUGGAGGCGUGCGCGGAGCGCUCGGGCCCGGACCUCGGCCCCAGGAGGGUCAGCGCGCCCCUGCAGCCAGCGCGCAGGCGACCCCAUGCGAGGGGCGACGACUGCCCAUGCCUGGGCGACAUCCGGGAGAGCGCGGAGAACCUGCUGGAGAGCGCAAGCGCGCCCGUGCCCGUGCCGCUGUGGGGGGCGCCCCCGCCCGCCGUCACGUGGCCGUCCCCCGUGCCCCGCCCGUGCCGCGAGUGCGCUUGCUUCUCGGACGACGCUGCAGACUGUGCAGCGAGCGGAGGUGACGGCUGCUCUAAGAUUCCGGGGGAUCAGGCAAGAAGGGACAGCGUACCACCCGUGAAAGUCAAUAGCCAUCUCCACUACGAGCCCUCUGUGCUCACAGAUGAUGCCGACCCUGAUAGCAAGUGUUUCAGGAAUCAGAGGAUUCUAUUAAUAAUGAAGGAGCUCAUUCAAACUGAAAAGGAUUAUGUAGAAUCACUGCAUUACAUCACAGAGAAUUACAUCCCAGAAUUGCGUCGCGAAGACAUUCCACAAGCACUCAGGGGCCAGCGCAACGUCAUAUUCGGCAACGUUGAGAACAUUUUUGAAUUCCAUAGCCAGUACUUCUUGCAGGAGCUGGAAAUGUGUGAGAACAAUCCUUUGAAGUUGGGCGAGUGUUUUCUUCGACAUGAAAAAAGGUUCUAUCUGUAUGCUCUCUACAGCAAGAAUAAGCCUAAAUCUGACCAAUUAAUGGAAGAGUAUGGAACAUCAUUCUUCAAGCACAAGCAGCGAGAGCUGGGCGACGCGAUGGACCUGUCGAGCUACCUGCUGAAGCCGGUGCAGCGCAUGGGCAAGUACGCGCUGCUGCUGCGCCAGCUGACCAAGGCGUGCGGCGAGGGGGGCGAGGACCGGGCGGGGCUGCGCAGCGCCGAGGAGAUGGUGUGCUUCCAGCUGCGCCACGGCAACGACCUGCUGGCCUUGGACUCCCUCCGCGACUGCGACGUGAAUGUGAAGGAGCAAGGGAGACUGCUAAGGCAAAGUGAUUUCCUUGUGUCUCAGGGAAAAGGAAAGAAAUGCCUUCGCCAUGUGUUUCUGUUCGAGGAGCUUAUUUUGUUCAGCAAGGCUAGGAACUUUCCAGACAAAAAGAACAUGGACGUUUACAUUUACAAGAGUAGUACAAAAACGGCUGACAUUGGUCUCACGGCUGAAAUAGCAGGCAGCCCUACCAAGUUUGAAAUUUGGUUCAGGAAGCGGAAGCCAAACGAUACAUUUACCCUUCAGUCUGUGUCUGAAGAAACCAAACGUGCUUGGACCGAAGAAAUAUCGAAGAUUCUUUGGAAACAGGCUUUAAAAAACAGAGAAAUUCGUCUGGCGGAGAUGUCGUCCAUGGGGAUUGGCAACAAACCUUGUUUGGAUAUUCGACCGAGUGCAGACCAGAUAAAUGAUAGGUCUAUUAGUCUGUCACACCUCAGCAAAAUAGCAACGCCUCGGCUCCCGCACGCAGCUUCCAGCGACGCCUCUCACGCCGCCAGGAGGCCCUGCUCGCUCAUCUCGGUUGGCAGUUCGUCGUCCUCCGCCAGUCACUCGUCCGGCACAGGCUCCGGGUAUGCCACCCUGUGCUUCGACAGUCCCCGGCUGGACCACCGCUCCGCCACGCUCAACAGCCAGAGCUCCGUGGAGAGCGGCAUAGUCGCAGACAUCUCGCUGGGCUUGGAGGACGCAGAAGGAGGUGGCUCGCUGUGGCGCGGCAAGCGCAACGGCUCCGUGACGUCCGCAUCAUCGGACUCCUGCUUCUCGCCCGUCGAUGAGCACAAGGGCUUCCAGAGCGCGGCGAGUGGCACGGACCUGGACCUUUCGCCCGAGGUGGAGUCCGUAAAGCUGUGACUCGCCUGUGUGUGUGCGCUGUGUUACCGAUAAAUCUGGUGAAUGACUAUACCUCAAGUACGUGUUACCCUGGGGAGUGAGCGAGUUAGUGGUUUACAUAACGAUACACGAAUC